AUGUUGCACUUGGAAGAUUUAGCCAAUGAAUGGUUACUCGAUUUACUGGAGUAUUACGUGGCACCCAAUGAUGUAUUAAAUGGUUUUCUUAACUUAAACUCACGACUGAACAGUCUCAUUCACCAAAUACGAUUUAAAAUUGAUUUAUCAUCAGCAAUAAGAACGAAUACUGGUCGGGAAGUUCUCUCUUUAUUACCGUGUUUAACUGCAUCAUCAUCGCUUCACCAAAUUUAUCACCUUAUUCUGUCUGAUGAUUCAUUUCAGAAUCAAACAACAAUAUUUUCAAGAAUAGUAGAUCUUCGAUCAUUAAUUAAUCUUCGAUCAUUAGUAUUACUUAGACCAAGAGCAAACGAUUUGAUAGAAGCGUUCGUAGAAAAAUUACCGUUUUUGUUACACUUGCAAACAUUUUCAAUUGAAAUUCCAUCUGAUAAUGAUUAUUCUUAUAUAGUUGAUUGCAUUUAUCGAAUAUUUAGCAAUAUUCCAACGGCUUUGACGAAAUGUAUUAUACAUUUCGAUUUUCUUUCAUUAGCUGUUUAUGACACUGCCGUCACAACAUCCCCCCAUUCCAUAUUAUCAAAUUUGAAAUACCUAUCGAUUUGUCUUUAUUCACUCGAUGAUUUACUUCAGUUAAUCAAUUACAUACGUCAAAUUGAAUAUUUAGAUGUUGAAUUACUACAAAGUAAAGGUAUAGAUCAUACUACGACAAUAAUAGCGAAUAAUAUACCAUCAUUAUUACCGAAUUUAAACUAUUUUAAAUUAACCAUGGCUGGUAUAUCCUUUGAUCACAUACAACUUUUGUUUCAAAAUCAUCUAAGCCUAACAUAUCUAUCGCUAACCAGUUACUACCGUUUAAGUCGAGAAUAUUUAAAUGCUGAUCGAUGGGAAAAAGUAAUUCAAUCAUUACCAAAUUUAAAACAGUUUCAUUUAAGUAAGUGCACGUGA
Molecule: messenger RNA, 942 nt
Organism: Didymodactylos carnosus
Lineage: Eukaryota; Metazoa; Rotifera; Eurotatoria; Philodinida; Philodinidae
Source: the annotation of a GenBank genome assembly